Arabidopsis lyrata subsp. lyrata is the source of this 2695-nucleotide messenger RNA. RefSeq lists its product as uncharacterized. Bases 443 to 2344 code for a protein of 633 amino acids. The record is from RefSeq and is a predicted model, not a curated record. The transcript has 7 exons. Gene Ontology annotation, molecular function: catalytic activity. NCBI's taxonomy places the organism in Eukaryota, Viridiplantae, Streptophyta, Magnoliopsida, Brassicales, Brassicaceae.
UUUGUCUUUGCUGUCUUUUGGUCCAUUAAUCAUUUAAUAUUUCCCACUCAUUAAUUCAAUUUAUCUUAUACAACUCUUUACUAUAUUUUAUGUACCAAAAUGGUUUCAAAAUUGCAUUGCUUUCUAUAAUAUAUCAACCGUUACAAAUUAUAUUACACAUUUCCCUAAAAGCUAACGUUUUUUCUGAAUUUGAAUAAAAUGGUCCAUUUAUAAAAAGCAAAGACAGAGUUGCAAAUUCCGGUGAACUUUCUUUACGACCAUUUCCGGAGAAUGCCCGGCGCUUCUCCGCCUCAGCCGUCAAUAAACCGUCACAACCCACUGAGUCACGCCACCGAGUCAUUUUCUGGUUUGGAUAUUUGCUCAAAGUUUCUUGGAUUAUCAAAAAGUUCCCAAUAUUUGGAAACAUAAUCUCCUCAAGUUGUUGUAGCCACUGUCUGUGAAAAUGGCGACAUGGAAGUCGUGGAUUGUGGCGGAGAAAGCACGAAGAUGCUUCCGGACCAUGUUCUUUGUGGCAGCAAUGAUGGCCUCUCUGUUAGCUUCCUCGUUACCGGUUCUGAUCACGGUGGCUGAUGUGGUGGUUCCUUGUCUUAUCGUCUCCAGCAUCACGUGCCUCACGUGCUACUCCCCUGCACAACAUUUUCGUCAGUACAGUUUCAAGAGCUCUCUCAUUGAUGUACCACUCGUCUCCCUCCUUAGAUCUCUCUUCAUUAUCUGUACGUACGGACUCAUUAAUUCUCCAAGAUUAGCUUAUGGUCUUUAUUUUGAAACAGUGAUGUUAUUUUCCUUUGGAGGGAUACUUCUUCUUUUGGUUAAAACUUGUGUUUUCACUGUGAAUUCUCAUCUUGAGGAGGCUAAGGUCUAUUACUUCAAGAUCUCAUGGGGAAUGCCGGUUUUGUUACUAUCUUCUGCGGUUUUCGGUAUAGCUCAUGUCGUGGUAGCUUAUCGAAAAAGCUGUGGAGCAAGAAGGAAGCUAAUGUACCACAAGAUUGACCAAGAAGCUGUUCUCUCAUGCAAAUCCGGUUUCUCAGGUUACAAGAAGGCUCACCGUCAAUCUUUCACUCGAUCAAACUGCAAAAUCCUGACUUAUGCCGGUGAAUUCAGACAAAAAUCUUUCAGGGGAACAUCUUUGGAUAGAGAAGAGUUACUACAACCAAGACUACUUGCAAAUGCAGACAGUUUAUUCAUCAUGAUCCAAGGCUUAUAUGUCCAUUACAAGCAGUGUACCUCACCGUCUGUAUCUUCCUUCGUUAUUGUAAGCGAUUCUGCAGCGGAUAUGAAUGCGAGAAGAUCAAGACUGUUAGACAAGCAAAUGUCAAACUUAAUCUCCCAAACUCACAGCAGUCAUCUCCAUCGUAGCUACACUAUUCAGCCCGAUAGAUCAUCGCUAUAUGAUCCUUUGUUAGCCAGUUACCAAACUACACCCAUGAGCUUGUUCAAUAAGGAUGAUGUGAAUCACAUAAAUUCUAUGAAUCCUGGUGAUGAUUUGCAGAAAGAUGGGAAUACUAGUAUAGUUCUAGUUCAUGGAUUUGGUGGAGGAGUCUUCUCAUGGAGGCAUGUAAUGGGAGAAUUGUCUCUUCAGCUCGGUUGCAGAGUUGUUGCAUAUGACCGGCCUGGUUGGGGAUUAACCUCUAGGCUUAUCCGGAAAGAUUGGGAGAAGAGAAAUCUAGCUAACCCUUACAAGCUUGAAAGCCAGGUUGAUCUACUACUUUCAUUUUGUUCUGAAAUGGGGUUUUCUUCGGUGAUACUCGUUGGCCACGACGAUGGUGGUUUGCUUGCUCUCAAGGCCGUCGAAAGAAUGCAAGCAUCUACCUCUAAAUACAAUAUCACAAUCAAAGGGGUGGUUUUGAUAAACGUUAGCUUAUCUAGAGAAGUAGUUCCUGCCUUUGCAAGGAUACUUCUUCAUACUUCACUCAGAAAGAAGCACUUGGUCCGUCCUUUACUGCGAACCGAAAUAACCCAAUUGGUGAACCGGCGUGCAUGGUGUGACACCACCAAGCUAACCACUGAUGUCACUAUGCUCUAUAAGGCUCCUCUGUGUUUAGAAGCUUGGGAUGAAGCACUCAAUGAGAUAAGCAAGUUAUCAUAUGAGAUGAUACUUUCACCUCAAAAUGCAUCAGCUCUGUUAAAAUCAAUAGGAGAUCUUCCUGUUUUAGUUGUUGCCGGAGCUGAAGAUGCUCUGGUUCCUUUGAAAUCUUCACAAGUUCUGGCUUCAAAACUCACUAAUUCUAGACUCAUAGAGAUCGCUGGUUGCGGCCAUCUGCCACAUGAGGAGUGUCCUACAACACUUGUCGCCGCUCUUGGUUCCUUCAUUUGCAGACUGAUACCAAAACUACUAGACUCCUAAAACCACAUAAGACCAUCUCAAGAGAUCGCUGGUUGCGGCCAUCUGCCACAUGAGGAGUGUCCUACAACACUUGAUGAAACAUCAGCACGAUAUCAGCUCUCUACACAAGAAUAUGUUUUUUCGUGGUUCCAUUCAUCAGUCUAUUCUUAAAAGGAUCAAAACUCCAACCAGAUUUGCUACAAAGAACCUUACUUCGGAAUUGCAUUAUCUGCACAAGUUAGAGCCUUCGACGUCAACUAGGUCAAGUGAAUAUUAUCAGCCUAAUUUUUUCAAACACAAACCUGUGAUUUCUCUUAUGUAUGAUGUAUAUAUGAUUUCUAUUCAGAGAAAAUACAAAUCCCUACCAAUGAA